UCGUUUAGUUUGGAACGGGCUUUCGUCAUUGUUGGACGCCUUUUUUGAGAAAUUUGCCUCUUUUUUGGGAUUUUUUUCGUUUAAAAAUAACUUUUAGAAACUCGCGCGCGUCAAUUGUGAAAAUUUUUAUUGAAUUCGGUUGGAAGUGUGAUAAAAUGUUUGUGAAAUCGUUAACGAUGAAUAACGUAAUGCGUCGUACGAGAUAUAAGAAAACGCAAAAAAAGCACUACCGUUUAUCAAUUGAAUGAUUUUUACUUUCAAAUAAAAAGAAAAUUUCAAGGUUUUUUCGUCAAAUUUAGUCAAAAAAUUAUUUUUUUUCGUCUUCUGCUGCUACAUUUUUUUUUCGAAUCAAAAAACGAGUUAGAGAGAAAUUUAUCAAUAGAGAUUUUUUGGCCCCCAAAUCACAAAUUUUUAUAAUGUACAACAACAACAACUACGGUAGCGAAAAAGUCCUGAACUGCCACAAUUUCGGCAGCAAUUGGUAUCAACAAGAGCCGAAUGUGAAUUCGUGGUUAGAUUUCAACAACUAUCCCGACAACAACUCUUACUUCAAUUCAGGUCAAUCCAACAAAACGCACGAUUUCGUAUUAAACUUUGACGAAAAUCACGCUCAAUACAACAAUUUAACGAAUAAUUAUCAACAAAGCCAAGCACAAAGUAAUGUCACAGAAUUCAAUUGCGACAUGCGAUACAAUACGAGACAAGCAAGUCACAUUGCACCAAUAACGACAACGACACACGAUAACGUGCACGAAUCGCAGAGAUUAUCAGGGAAUUUCGUUGGAAGUCAACAAUUUUCGAAUGAUUUCUAUCAGGUCCCGUUGGUUUCGCCCGUUUCGUCGGAUCGAUCGUCCAUUAGUGAAGCUUCGUCGCGCGUCACGCACAUUUAUGCGGAGAAGAAAAGGCGGCAAAAUAUCAAGCAGGGGUUUGAUGCGUUGCGAGGACUUAUUGGAGGGACUAAUGGAGGGUAUAAAAUCAGCAACGCUCGUCUCCUCACGCGAAGUCGCGAUCACAUCAAAAACCUCAAAAACGAACGUUCAACCAACGAACAAAAGAUCAAGGCACUCCAGAUGGAGCUCAAAUCCUUAAACGCUUCAAUCAGCAACAUCCAAGAAACCCUUCCGAUGAUGGGAGCAACUUUCGAUGAGAAGCCCAAAACCGCUGCGGAUUUCUUCGCCGCCUACUUGAAGGCCGAAACGCAAAAAAAUUGGAAAUUCUGGAUUUUUGCGAAAAUCUGUCAACCGGUUGUUCAGGCAAUCGUUGCGGGAGACACGAAAAAUCCCGAGAUGCGACAAGUUGGAGAAAUCGUUGAAGAAAAAUGUCCGAUGAUAAAAAUGCGCCUUGCAGCGUCAAAUAUGUUGAGGGAAGUGUCGUUGAACACGGAUUUACUGAUGGAAAAGGACGCAAAGUUGGAUGAGGAGAUACGGAAGUUGGUCCAGAAGGAACAAUAAACAGGAGAUUCACUUUUUUUAAAGUUUUAUUUUCAGGUGUUUUUAUGAAAUAAAGUUAUUCAAACUCUUUGUAGAAGAGAAAAUUAACGGA
Molecule: messenger RNA, 1542 nt
Organism: Culicoides brevitarsis
Lineage: Eukaryota; Metazoa; Arthropoda; Insecta; Diptera; Ceratopogonidae
Product: carbohydrate-responsive element-binding protein-like
Exons: 6
Coding region: 417-1451 (344 amino acids)
Biological process (GO): regulation of transcription by RNA polymerase II
Cellular component (GO): nucleus
Molecular function (GO): DNA-binding transcription factor activity, RNA polymerase II-specific; protein dimerization activity; RNA polymerase II cis-regulatory region sequence-specific DNA binding
Source: RefSeq, a predicted model, not a curated record